AUGGGUAGGGACCCCACCAAACAAAAUCAAAAUUUGUACUGUCAGUAUCAUCAAGAUCGAGGACACACAACCAAGGAUUGUAGGACUCUCCGUGAUUUCUUGGGUCAAUUGCUGAAGUUUGGGAAGCUUAAUCAAUUUACACAUUCAUCUUCUAGUCAAGGAGAAGCAUCAAGCCAGGGGUAUCAAAGAGAGAUAGCGCCACACCUACCAUUGGGGACUAUACAUGUCAUCUUCGCCAACCCAAAUAGGCAAACUGCCUCGUCGACAUUAGUGCUAACCAUUUCCCAGCAUUCCGAGAAAGAAGAGGAAGAAAAUGCUUUUAAAAGAGCAAAGAUGAAGCCAGACCAAGUCCUUGGAUUUUCAAAGCAAGACAAGUUGGGUACAACCCAGCCCCAUCAUGACACCUUAGUGCUUACAUUGCGGAUUGGAGGAUUUUAUGUCAAGAGAAUCAUGGUGGAUCAAGGAAGUGGAGUUGAGAUCAUGGACCCUAAUCUUUACUAA
Quercus robur (English oak) is the source of this 501-nucleotide messenger RNA. RefSeq lists its product as uncharacterized. The transcript has a single exon. Bases 1 to 501 code for a protein of 166 amino acids. Lineage: Eukaryota; Viridiplantae; Streptophyta; Magnoliopsida; Fagales; Fagaceae. The record is from RefSeq and is a predicted model, not a curated record.